Molecule: messenger RNA, 4554 nt
Organism: Choloepus didactylus (southern two-toed sloth)
Lineage: Eukaryota; Metazoa; Chordata; Mammalia; Pilosa; Megalonychidae
Gene: ZFYVE1
Product: zinc finger FYVE-type containing 1
Exons: 12
Coding region: 665-2998 (777 amino acids)
Molecular function (GO): metal ion binding
Source: RefSeq, a predicted model, not a curated record
CCUUCCUGUUAGUUCGAGCUGGGAGAAGUUCACUCUGAUCAGCUGAUCUUAACUGACAACAGGAGAGGUGGAAACCCGGGAGGCAACGCAGGAGGAGGGGGCUGGAGAUGGAGAUGAGGAUGAAUCCACCGGUGUCCUGAGGAACAGCCCCCGCCCUCACCGGCGCCCCGCGGCUCCGCGACACCGCCCCGCCGCGGCCGAGCUGUUUCGUGGUAUCUCCUGGUCUCCUGAAAUAUUAACUUGAGGUUAGAUUAUAUUGAAAACCUCCUGACCACUCUCUUUCAACACCAAAACCCAAACCCUGUGGCUGAGGCUCAACCAAAGAGCCCACCUCAGUGAACCCAUCAAACCUCUCUCAGAUAGCCAUAAAAGACCCUUUCAAGUUAAUUUUGACUAUGCAUUUGCCUGUACUUUAUGGAGGAUGAAAUCAUCAGAACAAAUCAACAUUGCUGCUGAUACAAGACUGUUGGAGGCAGAAAAUUAAAAUUUCGAACAUUUAUGAGUGUGUGAAGCAUUAUAAUAGGACACCAAAGUGUUUUUAAAAGGUGUUCAGAACGCUGUGGAAGUUUCUGGGUGGUCUUUAGACUCAAAGCCUUUGUCUCCACUCCUGGGGAGCCGCUCAGUGACUGUUGCAUGGUGAUUGUGUUUCCUUCCCAAACUGAGCAUGAGUGCCCAGGCUUCCCCAGUGGAGAAGGGCCUGAAUCCAGGGCUGAUGUGCCAGGAGAGUUAUGCCUGCAGCGGGUCAGACGAAGCUGUCUUUGAGUGUGAUGAGUGCUGCAGUCUCCAGUGUCUCCGCUGCGAGGAGGAGCUCCAUCGGCAGGAGCGCCUGAGAGAGCAUGAGCGGAUAAGGCUCAAACCUGGCCACAUCCCUUACUGUGACCCCUGCAAAGGCCCCAGUGGACAUUCACCUGGUGUUAGGCAGAGGGCAGCCAUGAGGUGCCAGACCUGCAAAAUCAAUUUGUGCCUGGAGUGCCAGAAGAGGAUUCAUUCUGGGGGUUACAAAAGGAGACACCCUGUGACUGUGUAUCAUGUCACUAAGGUCCAGGAGUCACUGGAGGAAGAAGAGAUGGAUGAGGAGACCAAGAGGAAGAAGAUGACUGAGAAGGUUGUCAGUUUCCUCCUAGUGGAUGAAAAUGAAGAAAUUCAGGUAACAAAUGAAGAGGACUUUAUUAGGAAAUUGGACUGCAGACCUGAUCAGCAUCUGAAGGUGGUUUCCAUUUUUGGAAAUACUGGUGAUGGAAAGUCUCAUACCCUCAACCACACUUUCUUUUAUGGUCGUGAAGUCUUCAAAACUUCCCCUGCCCAGGAGUCCUGUACUGUGGGAGUAUGGGCUGCCUAUGACCCAGUCCACAAAGUAGCAGUGAUAGACACAGAAGGCCUUUUAGGGGCUACGGUGAAUAUAAGCCAGAGAACACGGCUACUACUUAAGGUCCUGGCCAUCUCAGACCUGGUCAUCUAUCGAACUCAUGCAGACCGACUGCAUAAUGACCUCUUCAAGUUCCUUGGGGACGCUUCAGAAGCUUAUCUGAAGCACUUCACCAAGGAGCUCAAGGCUACCACUGCCCGCUGUGGCCUGGAUGUCCCAUUAUCCACCUUGGGCCCUGCUGUAAUUAUUUUCCAUGAGACUGUACAUACACAGCUGCUGGGCUCUGAUCACCCCUCAGAGGUGCCGGAGAAGCUCAUCCAGGACCGGUUUCGGAAGCUGGGUCGCUUCCCUGAAGCCUUUAGUUCCAUUCACUACAAGGGAACGAGAACUUACAACCCUCCCACAGAUUUCUCUGGGCUCCGGCGUGCUUUGGAACAGCAAUUAGAGAACAACACCACCCGUUCUCCCCGGCACCCGGGGGUCAUCUUCAAAGCCCUGAAGGCCCUGAGCGACCGCUUCAGUGGUGAGAUCCCUGAUGACCAGAUGGCACACAGCUCCUUUUUUCCAGAUGAGUACUUCACCUGCUCCUCCUUGUGCCUCAGCUGUGGGGCUGGAUGUAAGAACAGCAUGAAUCAUGGGAAAGAAGGAGUGCCACAUGAAGCCAAGAGCCGCUGCAGAUACACCCACCAGUAUGACAACCGAGUUUACACCUGCAAGGCCUGCUAUGAGAGAGGCAAGGAAGUCAGCGUAGUGCCCAAAACAUCUGCUUCCACUGACUCCCCCUGGAUGGGUCUUGCAAAAUAUGCCUGGUCUGGGUAUGUAAUCGAAUGUCCUAACUGUGGCGUGGUCUAUCGCAGCCGGCAGUACUGGUUUGGGAACCAAGAUCCUGUGGAUACGGUGGUGCGGACUGAGAUUGUGCAUGUGUGGCCUGGAACCGAUGGAUUCCUGAAGGACAACAACAAUGCUGCCCAGCGCCUGUUGGACGGGAUGAACUUCAUGGCUCAGUCGGUGUCUGAGCUUAGCCUUGGGCCCACCAAGGCUGUGACUUCCUGGCUGACAGAUCAGAUCGCCCCUGCGUACUGGAGGCCCAACUCUCAGAUUUUGAGCUGCAACAAGUGUGCGACAUCCUUUAAAGAUAACGACACCAAACAUCACUGCCGGGCCUGUGGGGAGGGCUUCUGUGACAGCUGUUCAUCCAAGACCCGGCCAGUGCCCGAGCGGGGCUGGGGCCCUGCGCCUGUGCGGGUGUGUGACAACUGCUACGAAGCCAGGAAUGUCCAGUUAGAUGUUGCUGAGGCACAGGCGGAUGAGGAAGGUGGAACACUGAUUGCUCGGAAGGUGGGCGAGGCUGUGCAGAACACUCUGGGAGCUGUGGUGACAGCCAUCGACAUACCCCUAGGUCUGGUGAAGGACGCGGCCAGGCCGGCGUACUGGGUGCCGGACCAUGAGAUCCUGCACUGCCACAACUGCCGGAAGGAGUUCAGCAUCAAGCUUUCCAAGCACCACUGCCGGGCCUGCGGGCAGGGCUUCUGUGAUGAGUGCUCCCAUGACCGCCGGGCCGUCCCGUCUCGGGGCUGGGACCAUCCUGUCCGAGUCUGCUUUAACUGCAAUAAAAAGCCUGGUGACCUUUAGCCCCAGCUCCCUCUCCAAGUCCUUCACAAUUCCGUAGGUUCUCAGGGUUAGAAACAGAAAUCUCGUUGGGGUAGCCCUCCUCCUGAUCACCUUUUGUGGUGUGUGACCUCUCCUCUGCUCAUCCUGAGGCCACUUUCCCUGGUGGUGGCUGGGGCAGAUGACAAACCAGUGGAGCCUGGCAGCAGGCCCAAAGGUGUGAACCCCUCGGGGCAGGGGACCGAGCAGCUCAUAGCAAAAGGAAAGGAACCGGAAUCUGUUGCAUUUAUUACAGUUAAAAAUAAUAAAUAUAAAUAUAUAUAUGCCCAUAUAUACAUAUGAAAGGAACUUGGUGUGUAUUCAAGCUGCUGCUGGCUGCAAAGACUUAUGACAGUCUGUCCCCAGCUUGGGUGUAAGGUGGCAGUGGCGGCAGGUCUUCCCUGGCAAAGCCGAGCCAGUCAAAGCCACUGCAUCGCUAGUAACUUUUGCUCCUUCUCCCUGAGCCUUCCAAGCCUCUGCGUUCCUUGCCUUUCCCCCCUAGGCUGAGCUUCCCAGGUGCUUCCUGCUUGGAACAGCCUGAAGGGAAUUGUGUUUGGGCCCUCAGGGGAAUUGAAUCCCAAUUCUUAGCAGAAGCCUGUUUCAGUCAGAGAUCACCCAGCUUGGCGUGCAGGUCACCAGAGUGGGUGGAGGUUGAGGGGUAGGGUUGUCAGCCCUGAGAAAUCAAAAUGCAGGUGACGUGAUACCCCCUAUACCUGGAAGAGCACAGAAGGAAAUGGGCCUUCGCCGGCGUGUUUCCUGCUUGUUGUUGCUUCUGUCUGUGUCACUGCUAGGCUUUCCUAAAAGGUGGGCACCCUGCUCCUAAAUCAGAGCACCUGCUGCCUACCCCCUCUCCAGCCCCUCCAGCCCACAGUCUGCUUUUGAGUGUCACACUAGGAUUUUUAUUGCUUAUUUUAAAGUGUCUCAAUUCUUUGUUCCCAGACCCAAGACCCUCUAACUUUUGGAGGGGUGAUCAUGAGAAAUCUUCCAGGGAAACAGAGCUCAGAAUGGACUCUUAGUUUUGUUUUGGGUGAUCAUGAGAAAUCUUCCAGGGAAACAGAGCUCAGAAUGGACUCUUAGUUUUGUUUUGUUUUGUUUUUUAAAGUGCAUAUAAAUAUUUCAACAGAUCAUAAAGAAAAAAUUCUAUCUCUUCAGUCCUUGCAAGAGAAGUCAAAGGCACUUUUGGUUCUCAUCAAGAGCUUGGACAUCCGUUUCUAUUGUGACUGGAAAGAGACUGUUGUGCCGAAAUCCUAUUGUGUGGAUUUUAUCUUCAGUGGCCCAAAAGGAAGAAUCAAAAACAACACAGUUGUUGAUGGAACUGGGUGGGUGGGUUGAGCUUCAGGGAGGCAUGUGGCAGUCGUCCCGGCAUGAGUGUCAGUGGGAUGUGAGCCCUGGAGUGUGUUGAUCCUUCUCGACCUGCUCCCCUACUGCCUCCCGUGGCCCAGUGGCUGAGGCUCCACUUUCGAACUGUGUAAUAUCAAAUUCACCCUUAUAAAGGAAUCUUCCUGCUGAGCAUGGACUUUGCUGAUUCUUUCCUUGGCCUC